Messenger RNA from Adineta steineri, 2235 nucleotides. The record is from the annotation of a GenBank genome assembly. Lineage: Eukaryota; Metazoa; Rotifera; Eurotatoria; Adinetida; Adinetidae.
AUGGAUAGAUAUUAUUAUUAUAUUUUUAUAAUUAACUUAUGUUUAUUAAUAGAAGGCCAAUUUUAUUUACCAAAUCAAUGUUUUAUGAGAUUUAAUAAUGCAUCUUUUACAAGUAGUUCUUCAGAUCCAAAUACUAAUAUAUUUAUAUGUCCAUCAUCUUGUUUUACAAUGCAAUAUUUAACUAAUCAACAAGAAUAUCCGAUAUUUGGUAAUGAAACAUAUUCCGGAAAUUCAUUGAUAUGUAAAGCAGCAUAUCAUGAUGGUCGUAUUGCUCCAUGGAUUAAUGAUAUGUCUACAAUAUUAAUAAAAAAUAGUUCAUCACAAUCAUCAACAUUUAUAAGUACAUUAAGAAAUGGAAUUCUUUCAGCUAAAUUAAUGGAUAAUUUAUAUAUAAUGUAUCAGUUCAUUAAUAAUCGAAUAAAUGAAACAUCAAUACCUGAUAUAGCUAUUGAACAUCGAAAAUAUCUUUAUUCUCAAGAUCAAUCAUCAAGUAUAACAUGUCGAAGUAAAAUAGAUUUAAAUCCAAUUCAACCAAUUAAUAUUGAUAAUGGAUGGAAACAUUGGCAAGGAAAUCGCUUAAAAUAUUUUGCACAUCCUCAAAAUUUAACGCGAGAUCAAGCAUUAACAUUUUGUUUAAAUAAUAAUGCUACAUUAAUGUAUUGGUCUAAUUUAACUGAACAAACAAUUCUUCAAGAAAUUCUUUCAACAACAAUUUAUGAAUUAUUUCAUUAUCAAAUAGAUUCAAAUGGAAAUAAUCUAUUAACAUUUUAUGUUGGUUUAAAACAAAUUAAUCAAAUUAAACAAUGGGAAUCUAAUGUUAUUUCAUAUAAUCAAUCAUUUCAAAUAAAUAUAACUUCGGUAAUAAAUGAAGAUGAUGAUUAUUGUACUGUAAUUCAAUCGAAUGGUUCUAAUCUUCAAUCAAUAAAAAUAUAUAAUCAUAGAUGUAAUGAUACAAGUAUAUAUGCAUAUCCACUUUGUCGUCUUUUACCAUCUGUAUAUAAUAAUGCAAAUGAUUUUAUUUAUCGUCUUGAAACAGAUAGUCAAGAAAAAAAUUUAAUUGGUGUCAUUGAUUUUUGUUCUGAAUUAGGUGGAUAUCCAGUUUAUGCAAAUAAUGCCUAUGAAUGGCAAUUAGUUCAAGAAAUAAUGUUAAAAGAUCCAAAUUUUACUGCUGAUUAUGUUUAUACAGGUUUAAUAUCUGAAACAAAACAAGUAAAUAAUGCAUAUUGGAUGCCAAUGAAUAUUUCUUAUAAUAGUACCUUAGAUUAUAUAUGGUUUGCUUCAUAUCGAGGUUCAGAUCGUAUCGGAUAUCAUUUAUCUAAAGCUCGUGAUGAAUCUUAUUAUGGAUUAUAUGAUAUUAAUCCGUAUACAAAUUUAAAUACACUUCGAUUUUGUCGUAAAAAUGAUAUACAAUCAUUAAUACAAGAAUCAUCAUGUAAUUAUCAUUCUUGUAUAUCAACAUGUCGUAAUAUAACACUUCCGAAUUAUACGGAUGAUACAAGAUUUGGUUUUUAUGCUUGUAUACCAAAAACAAGUUUAGUUGGUAUUGUUUAUACACAAUCAUUUCCUACAAAUGGUGAUUUUAUUCGACCUAAUCUUCCUAUGGAUUAUAGUGUUGCACUUCGUCGAAAUUAUAAUCAAUCAUUAAUAUUAAAUUUUCAACAAAUAGAUCCAAUACUUGGUUUAUCAUGUUAUGAAUAUAUAAAUUUUGAUCGAACAUCAACAUUACCAGAUACAAUCCCAUUAUCAUGUGCUUCGUCAAAUACAAAUAAUAUAACAAUGAGUGGAAUUAGUAUUAAACAAAAUUUUAAUACUCUUCUAACAUUUGCUUUACAAGAUAGAAGAAUGUCUGGACAUCAUACAAGAUUUAUUGAUUAUCAAAUUUCUGAUAAUCGAUGUCGUUAUCAAGGAAUAUAUCAUCCAUAUGUAAAUCAAUGUAUUUGUGCACCGGGUUUUUAUGGAAACGAAUGUCAACAUACUUGCCCACCGGGAUAUUAUGGUCAAACUUGCGAUUUUUAUUGCCAAGGUGACGAUGAUUAUUGUAAAGGUUUAUUAAUUUGUUUAUCGGAUCCUUAUGGAUGUUCUUGUUAUACUGGUUGGUAUGGAACAUAUUGUAAUAUAAGUUGUCCAACUAAUCAAUAUGGACCUGAUUGUUCUUACCAAUGUUCUUGUGCAAAUUGUAAUAGAUUUACAGGUGUGUGUGAUUGUAAUGGUACAGAAUGUUAUCAAGGUAAUUAA